AGUCCAAAUCGAAGCAUGACUUUUAUUCUGAAACGGUGCAGAUUUUACUCAAAUGUUUUUGCGGGAGGUUGGAGCUGAUGUUUGACUGUUUCACUGCUGCGAACUCCUGUAAUUUGCGGAUUUCUCCAGACUACAGUGUCACGUGAAGAUGUCUGCAUUAGUAGACUAUGAUGAUUCAGAGUCAGAGGAUGACUCAUUGGAUCAAAGGGAGGACAGAGCAUCAGCUGUCCACACUGUAGGCUGUGAACAAAACCAAGCAGAUGUGGAGUGUAAUAACUCUGAGGUAACACCCAGCCCUGGAAGUUUUGCCCCUGACUGGACAGUGUUGGAAUAUCAUGGAAAUACUUCAGAAAGAAGCAGUUCUUCAAUAUGUCCUUAUCCCCAGCCACAGAAUUACACCGAUUUGGAGAGAAAAUAUUGUAGUGUUGGGGCAGCCGAAGAUAAACAUUUUAGAGACACUGCAGCUCCUCUGAGCUUACCUGAGACUCAGGGGAAGAUGGCACCCCUGCAGUCUCUUCCUUGCAUGCCACAGAGCUCCAGCGAUGCUUCAAACCCAGCAAAAAGACAACUGACUGCCUCGUCUGGUGUCAGACCGUACAUCCCUAAGAGACAGCGAUGUGCCACUUCAGUAGAGACAGUGGACCUAAAAUACACAGCAGAACAAGGACUGGGGAAUCAGACCAGAGAAAGCCAAAUUCUCUCGAAUGUAUCAGCAAAAUUGAAGCCGUAUCUUACUGAAAAGCCCAGUGCAGCGGGGAUCCCCAGGAGGCCACUGAUGAGCCUGGGAGGCCACCAGGGCCCAGUCAACACAGUGCAGUGGUGUCCAGUGCCUCAUCUCAGUCAUCUGCUGCUGUCUGCCUCCAUGGACAAGACUUUCAAGGUGUGGGAUGGAGCAGAGAGCGGGCGAUGCCUUAGGGUUUACACCUGCCAUUCUGGAGCUGUGCGUGAUGCCUGUUGGACCCCCUGUGGGCGACACCUCCUCACCGGCUCAUUUGACAACACGGCUGUGAUCACCGACGUGGAGACGGGGCAACAGGCAGUGAAAUUGGACAACCAGUUUAAGGUGAUGUGUGUGGCUCUACAUCCCAGCAACCCAGAGGUAUUCCUGUGUGGAGGUUACAGUUCAGCGGUCAAGGCUUGGGACUCUCGCUGCUGCAAGGUGGUGAAGGUUUACAAAGCAGGCAUCCAGCAGACCUUGGACAUCCUCUUCCUGAGAGGUGGUGUGGAUUUAAUAACAAGCUCUGACUGUGUGAGCAGAGACUCUGCAGAUCGCACCCUCAUUGCCUGGGACUACCAGACCACAGCCAAGGUCUCCAACCAGAUCUACCAUGAGCGUUACACAUGCCCGAGCCUGGCUCUUCACCCGCUGGAGGACUCCUUUGUUGCACAGACCAAUGGGAACUACAUGGCAGUUUUCUCCUCCCAGCAGCCCUAUAGAAUGAACAAGAGGCGACGAUUCGAAGGACACAAGGUGGAGGGAUAUGCGGUCCACUGUGACUUUUCUCUGGAUGGAACUAUCCUAGCCUCAGGGAGCUCCACCGGCUGUGCUCACUUCUAUGACUACCACAACGCUUGUAUGCUGCACACUCUGCACGCACACAGCCAGCCCUGCCUGUCUGUCUCCCAGCAUCCUGUCCUACCUACGACUGUGGCCACCUGCGACUGGACUGGUGAGAUCAAAGUCUGGCACUGACAAUGGAGCAUAUAAGUAAAUAUAGACUUUAAAAGUGGCAACAUGGCCAAGAGGAUGAGAUGGAAGACUGUAUUAAACCGAAAACUCACACACGUUCAUCUUCAAGACUUUAUGUCCCGUAAUCUCUUGGCAUAAGAAGAUAAGAACUUGGAGGAAAAAAUGCUGGAAGUCAGCAAAUCUACUCUCUAUUGUGUCUUUGAAAAACAUUUUUUUACACUGUGUAUCUUACAAAGCCUUUCUAUUUUAUUAAAAAGAAAAAAAACACAA
Molecule: messenger RNA, 1960 nt
Organism: Acanthochromis polyacanthus (spiny chromis)
Lineage: Eukaryota; Metazoa; Chordata; Actinopteri; Pomacentridae
Gene: wdr25
Product: WD repeat domain 25
Exons: 7
Coding region: 149-1693 (514 amino acids)
Molecular function (GO): protein binding
Source: RefSeq, a predicted model, not a curated record